This is a messenger RNA of Umbelopsis ramanniana AG, 545 nucleotides long. RefSeq lists its product as uncharacterized. The record is from RefSeq and is a predicted model, not a curated record. Gene Ontology annotation, biological process: nuclear-transcribed mRNA catabolic process; P-body assembly; spliceosomal snRNP assembly. Gene Ontology annotation, cellular component: P-body; U6 snRNP; spliceosomal tri-snRNP complex. Bases 200 to 526 code for a protein of 108 amino acids. The transcript is spliced from 3 exons. Gene Ontology annotation, molecular function: U6 snRNA binding. NCBI's taxonomy places the organism in Eukaryota, Fungi, Mucoromycota, Umbelopsidomycetes, Umbelopsidales, Umbelopsidaceae.
CUUCAAGUCUUUUCUGUUGUGGCCUCCUCGGUGUGGUGAACUAUCCAGAUCUGCUUGCGUGGGACGUACGGUAGUUGUUGACAAAGAUCAGACGAUUUUAACCAACCUUCACCUCUAAUUAACUCGAUAUCCUUACGACGGGCGAUAGCACCAUAUAAAACACGCACUGAAUUGCGAAACAUAAUCAAGAACAUAUACCAUGCUUCCCUUAUCACUUUUGCACACUGCCUCUGGUCAUCCUAUGCUGGUUGAAUUAAAAAACGGCGAGACUUUCAACGGACACUUGGUCAAUUGCGACAACUGGAUGAAUCUCACCCUGCGCGAAGUUAUACAAACCAGUCCAGAUGGUGAUCGCUUUUGGCGUCUACCUGAAUGUUAUAUUCGUGGAAAUACAAUCAAGUACUUGAACGUUCCCGAGGAAAUUAUCGACAUGGUCAAGGAAGACGAGAGCAAACAGCGACAGAAUAACCGUGGAAACCGAGGUGGCCGAGGUGGUCAAAACAGUGAUCGCGGUGGUAGACCAUAGGCUACGAUUUGCAAGACAC